UAAUGUUGUGUAACGCGUUUACUAAGUCAAGUACCCUUAGAUCAAAGGUCAUAGAACAUGAUUUUUGCUUAGAUCUAAGCCCAGACGUUGACUGAUAAACUGGUCUGAGUCAUUUUUCGAUUGGCUACCUAAAUAAACGUGCGGAAAUCCCAGGCAAUUUGAAAAACUCGCUCGUAACGCCGCGCCGCCGCCAAGAGAUGGCGCUGAAGCUCGAAUUUCUAACGUGCGCCACUUAUAUCAACGUUUGACACGUCACACUCGAUCAUUCGAUUUCCAGGUCGCUUUCAGUGCACGUCAGCUGAUUGUUCUUAACUAAAACUUGUGAUUUCACAUUCCAAAGAUUCCAACAUCCAAAUUACUGCUAUUAACCCUUACAAAGAUGACUCACUGGUCAAUUCGCAAGAUGAGUGGCGACAAUUCGGAGAUGAGGGAAUUGGCGGCGAGGAUCUGCCGGGACUACCUGCACGGUGCCUGGAAGCAUGUCAACGCCCAAAACAUUGGAUUCAAGCAUAUCAGUGGCGGCCUAUCGAACUUGCUGUACUACAUUUCGCUCCCCGACACCCUGCCGGAAAAUGUGAAGGAGGAGGCCGAUCCCAAAGAGGUUUUAAUUCGCGUCUACGGACAGACGCACGGAGAGCGCGCACUCGAGGCGCUCAUCACCGAAAGUGUCAUAUUCACGCUGCUGUCGGAGCGCGGCCUCGGCCCGAAAUUGCACGGCAUCUUCCCCGGCGGUCGCAUCGAACAGUACGUCAACGCUAGACCACUAAAGACCAAAGAGCUCGCCGACGAGCACCUCUCGAUGACUAUCUCGCAAAGAAUGGCCGCCAUACACAGCAUGGAGGUACCGUUACAUAAAACGCCCGGUUGGCUGUGGGAUACGAUGGAGCGUUGGCUCAAGUCCUCCGAGGAGCGUUUCUCCGGAGACGUACCCGCCGCGGUAAAACACUUAAAGGAGAUGAGCUUGAGACGCGAAUUUUUGUGGUUAAAGCAAAGACUCCAGAUGGAGAAUAGUCCCGUUGUAUUUUGCCACAAUGACAUGCAGGAGGGAAAUAUUUUGAUGAUCGAAGAUGAUACGGUCACCAGCAACGCCGAUGCCAAACUUGUUUUGAUAGAUUUUGAGUACUGCUCAUACAAUUAUCGCGCAUUUGACAUUGCCAACCACUUUCUGGAAUGGACUUACGAUUACACCGAGAAGCAACAGCCAUAUUUCAAGGUGACCCCCGAGAAUUAUCCGUCGAACCUUCAAAGAAUAAAGUACAUCUGCCACUACCUGAAGGAGACCGGCUCCGCCGAAAAUCCGCUCGACGUACUGCGUGAGGUCGAGAUAUUUUCGCUCGCCUCGCACUUCUUCUGGGCGCUCUGGUCGAUCGUGAACACGAAAAGUUCGCAGAUAACGUUCGGCUACUGGGAGUACGCGGUCGAGAGACUGAACGCGUACAACGAGCUAAAGACCAGGCUGCACAAGCAGGGUAUAAAAAGAAAGGCGGACGGACCUUACUAAAAAUCCCCACACGCGACGUGCCCUUCCUAUUUCGAAUAUUUUACUUGUUUGAAUAGCGGAAAGACUGCAAACCACCGUGUGAUACACAUCCAGUAGGGAUAGAUUUUGUAAUUCGACGAAAACAUUUUUAAAACACUUUUGGGCCAAUUCAGAACACGGCGGACGACGUCGGUGAUGAUUUUCUAAGAACGAAUUUUUUAGAGCGGCUGUUGCGGAUGAUGCAUUUUUACUAUAUCAGACUUAUUAAAAAAACAGUAUUCUAUAUUAAAAAACAUGAUUGUGACGUAGUUGUAGAUUUACCAGAUAUAUGUAUGUACUUCGAUUUUUUUAUUAAAAACGCGCGGUACUUAGUUUUAAGACUGAUUUUGCCUUACCAAUG
Molecule: messenger RNA, 1880 nt
Organism: Photinus pyralis (common eastern firefly)
Lineage: Eukaryota; Metazoa; Arthropoda; Insecta; Coleoptera; Lampyridae
Product: choline/ethanolamine kinase
Exons: 5
Coding region: 380-1501 (373 amino acids)
Biological process (GO): phosphatidylethanolamine biosynthetic process; CDP-choline pathway
Cellular component (GO): cytoplasm
Molecular function (GO): ethanolamine kinase activity; choline kinase activity
Source: RefSeq, a predicted model, not a curated record